This is a messenger RNA of Phyllostomus hastatus (greater spear-nosed bat), 1377 nucleotides long. RefSeq names its product armadillo like helical domain containing 1 (gene ARMH1). The coding region runs from base 64 to 1377 and encodes 437 amino acids. NCBI's taxonomy places the organism in Eukaryota, Metazoa, Chordata, Mammalia, Chiroptera, Phyllostomidae. The record is from RefSeq and is a predicted model, not a curated record. The transcript has 12 exons.
CCUGGGAGCACAUAUCUAGUGUCCUCUGGGGAGUAGCGGAGCCAAAUUCAGGACUGAUCGAUCAUGACUUCUAUAAAGGAGCAGGCAGCAAUUAGCCGGCUCUUGAGUUUUUUACAGGAUUGGGACAAUGCUGGAAAAGUCUCAAGGACUCAUAUCCUCAACAAUUUCAUUGAAAUCAACCAAGGCAAGACUGGCCCUGAACUGGAGCAGGAGUUUUCCCAGGGAGCCAGCUUGUUCCUGGUGCGCUUGACCACCUGGCUCAGACUCACCUACAUGACUGGCUCGUGCCUAGAGAAGCUUUUAAGGUCCAUUGGCAUCUUCUUAUCAGCUGUAAGCAGUAACCGGUACCUCAUAGAGUUCCUUGAGGUUGGAGGCGUCCUAACACUCCUAGAAAUACUUGCGCUGGAGAAGAUCAGUGAGGGAGACAAGAAGGAAUCCAUCAAGCUACUUCAGGUUAUUGCAAACUCUGGCAGGAAGUACAAGGAGCUCAUUUGUGAAAGCUAUGGUGUACGGUCCAUAGCAGAAUUUUUGGCAAAGUGUAAGUCAGAAGAGACCCAGGAGGAAGUGCAAGUUCUGUUGGAUUCUUUGCUCCACGGCAACCCCAAGUACCAGAAUCAAGUGUACAAAGGUCUAAUAGCUUUGCUGCCCUGCACGUCCCCGAAAGCUCAGCAGCUGUCCUUGCAGACCCUCAGGACUGCCCAGCCGAUCAUCGGGAGCACACACCCCAGCAUCGUGGACUGUGUGCUGAAUGUGCUGCGCACGAUGCACCUGGAAGUCCAGUGUGAAGCCAUCAAGCUGAUCAAGGACCUGGUCAACUACGACGUGUGUGCCCCGCUGCUCAAGGGCCUUGUGGACCUGCUGAUACCAUCCGUCAAGGAGACUUGCAAACUGCAGCCCAAGAUCCUCAAUGACUCUACGGUCCUCCAGCUCACCGCCCACCUGCCGGUGUUUCUGCAGCAGGCCGCAGCUGCCAAGGCCAUCAGGGUCCUGGCGCACAGCAACUUGAGCUUAGCGGAGGAGAUGCUACACCUGCGUGUGGUGCCCAGCCUGAUGGCCGCCAUGGGCAACACGGACCACAGCAACAGCCAGCAACAGGCCAGCCUCGCGCUGGAGUUCUUCGUGCAGACAUUCCCAGUGGUGGAGGAGCAGGUGCGCAGGUCCAUGGGAGAGGAGCUCUACAAGCUCUUCCUUAGCAACGCAGAGGACUUGUACAUGAAAAUGGAUAGCGUUCAGGUGGACAUCUUGGCAGCCAACAAAGUCAAUGUUAGCAAAACGGGCCCCUUGUACGGCAAUAGGCACUUCGACUAUGGCCUUGGUGAUCAGGAGCAGCUGGACGACAUCACUCACUCCCAAGAGGAUAAGGAAGGAAAGGAGUGA